Molecule: messenger RNA, 878 nt
Organism: Centropristis striata (black sea bass)
Lineage: Eukaryota; Metazoa; Chordata; Actinopteri; Perciformes; Serranidae
Exons: 3
Coding region: 71-679 (202 amino acids)
Biological process (GO): T cell costimulation; cell surface receptor signaling pathway; positive regulation of T cell proliferation
Cellular component (GO): external side of plasma membrane
Source: RefSeq, a predicted model, not a curated record
CUGCUGGUUCCCCGUAAAUGUCAUACAGAAAAAGAAGAGAGGAGAGUAAAGAUCGACUCGCUGAGCAGCCAUGGCGCUUUUCAUCCUGAUGUUUCUGCUGUCAGCAGCAGCUGCUGAAGAGAUUGUUAAGUUUGUUGGAGAUGAUGUGACUCUGAGAUGUGAGGCUGGUGACGGCGACAUCAGAGCUGUGGAGUGGACCAGACCUGACCUGAAGAAAGAAGAGUACGUCCUCUUUUACAGCGAUGGGCGCUCAGACCCAAAGCACCAGCAUGAGUCCUUCAGGGACAGGGUGCAGCUGGUGGACAGACAGCCACAGGACAGAGACGUGUCUUUAAUUCUGAAGAACGUGACGAACAACGAUGCUGGAACGCACGAGUGUCGAGUUUCUCUGGGCGCUUCAAGACGAAAGAAGAGAGGCGUCCUUGAUGAGGAGCCGAUCAGGGUCAUCCAUCUGAUGGUCAAAGACAGAGAUUCUUCUGAUGGAAACUUCUCUCGUAUUCACCGUGGACUGGUGUUAGCUGUUGUUGGUGGUGUGGUGCUGCUGGUUUCUUGCAUUGCUGGAUUUCUUUUCUGGAAACCCAAACGAGCAAAUGAAGAGGAUCCAACCCAAAAAGGCUAUAAGGCCAUCAACAAGUCACCGUCCUCUCUGCAGCCGGCUGCUGACUCACCUCCUGUGUGAACAUGUUUCUGUGCUCUUUGAGGCUCCCAGUCCUCCUGAUCCCCCUCCUCUCUGUGGAUCACUACCUUGUCGAGGUAGAGGGCUUGUGUACUCGUUGAUUCUGGAAGCUGUGUUGUCUGGAGCAUUUGCUCCUGGUAGGGUCCCCCAUGGCAAAGUGGUCCCAGAGGAGGGUCAGACUAAAUGUGAUUCAGAUUAAAAA